UGUUGGAUUGGGUCUUGCUGAGUUUAACCCAGGCUGACUAAAAACCGGCUAGCAAUCACUUGUGUGAAUACAUGCACAGGUGACCUGGGGCUGAUGCUUUAAUGCCAAAACAAACAGCAAGGUCAAACUCCAGUUGAGUAACAGCUGAAAAGGAAAGAGACAAACUCUCAACUUUUAAUACCGGUCGAGGAGGGUUUCUUCUUUCUAACACACAUAUUUUUUCAUCAAGAGCUUUUUUAUUCUGUAACAUUAGUGGCCUGCGUGAAGCACAAAAUGUCUAUAAAUGGAAUGAACGCUCCUCUGAAGCUCCAGUUUGGACUCAUCAAUUACGAAAAUCGUUACCUCACUGCAGAGGCUUUUGGGUUCACUGUAAAUGCAUCUGGAACAGGCAUGAAGAAGAAACAGAUCUGGACCUUAGAGCAAAACCAGGAGAACCAGGUGGUUUUUUUGCGCAGUCACCUAGGACGUUACCUGGCCACAGAUAAAGAUGGCAAGGUAAGCUGUGACACAGAAGUGCCGGACACAGCGUGCCGUUUCUUGAUUGUGCCCCAGUCGGAUGGACGCUGGGCUUUGCAGUCGGAGCCACAACAGCGUUAUUUUGGAGGCUCCGCAGAAUACUUGUCCUGUUUUGCUCAGACCAUUGGUGAGGCUGAGCAGUGGACCGUCCAUCUCGCUCUUCACCCACAGGCCAGCAUGCUAAGUGUACCCCGCAAACGCUACGCUCAUCUGUCCACUGUCACUAACGAGGUCUGCAUGGACAGAAACAUCCCCUGGGGUGUGGACUCUCUCAUCACCCUGGUCUACCUGGAUGGAAAGUAUAGCCUGAAGACCUGUGACAGCCGCUUUCUCCGCAAUGACGGCAAGCUGGUGAUGGAGAAUGGACCCGACACUAAUUUCACCCUGGAGCUCAAGUCUGGCAAGCUUGCAUUUAAGGACAGAGAGGGCAAGUAUCUAACACCAAUGGGGCCCACAGGAACCCUGAGAUCUGGCCGAUGUUCAACCCCGUGGAAAGAUGAGCUGUUUGAUCUGGAAGAGAGUCACCCGCAAGUCAUUUUCCAGGCAGCAAACAAAAGAUACGUGUCCAUUCGCCAAGGUGUCAGUGUGUCGGCCAAUCAGGAUAAUGAGACAGACAUGGAGACUUUUCAGAUGGAGAUUGACAAAGACACAAAGAAGUGCACGUUCAGAACCAACGGUGGAAAUUACUGGACACUCGUAGCUCACUGCGGCAUUAUGGCCACAGCUACAGAAGCGGAGGGGAACACCAUGUUUGACAUCGAAUGGCUGGGCCGACGCAUUGCUUUGAGGGCAAGCAAUGGAAAAUAUGUUUCCACUAAGAAAAAUGGACACCUUGCUGCUGUCAGUGAUUCUGUGGGGGAGGACGAGCAGUUUGUGCUAAAGUUGAUUAAUCGACCUAUCCUGGUCCUGCGUGGAGAGAAUGGCUUUGUGUGUCACCACAAGACCUCCAAUGCACUGGAUGCCAACCGCUCUGUCUAUGACAUCUUCUCAUUGCUGUUUAAUGAUGGCGCAUACCAAAUAAAAAGUGGAAAUGGAAAGUUUUGGUAUGUCUCCAGUAGCGGUUUGGUUUGCACAGAUGGGGACAAGCCUGAGGAUUUCUUAUUUGAAUUUCUGGUGCAUGGACGUGUCGGCAUCAAGGCUCAAAAUGGCAAGUACCUGCGUGGAGACCAGGGAGGCACACUAAUGGCUAAUGGAGUCAAUGUGGAUAACUUUUCCCUGUGGGAACACUGAGGCUCAUAGUAUCACUGGCACACAGAUACAGACAACAACAGAGUUCACAUGCUGUCACCUACUGACAAUAUCUUUUGUUUGUAAAAAUAAAUGGUUGUAUGUUCCUCACACUGUAUACAUUUAUGUCAAUAAUUGAUUCAUUAGGGAGCAAAAUGGUGUAAUAUUUAGCCAAGUUAUACAAAUUAAUAAAAAACAAUUGACAGCAACCCACAAAAUAAAAUGCUGUGUCAUAAGGGAAAUACAAUAAACAAAAACACCAAUAAGAAAUGUAAAAAAAUAAACAAUGCAGGAAAUGUGCAACAAUUAUUUUACUAAACAUUUUGUAUAUACAGUGGUUACUUAAAAACAUUCCUACAUAUGAGAUGCAUGUUGUUCUGUGAUCCUCAUAAAAGGCCUUAACAAUUAUUAGAUUUUAUUAGAUUUUUUUUUGUUAUUUUAAUCCAUAAACUCAAAAAUGUGCCAUCAAUUUUUAAAAUAUUCAGCUGUGACUGAGUAAAAGUAUGCAAAUCUGUAAUGAAUCUCUGGAGGUGUUUGGCCUGGUGACACAGACAAAAAGCCAGGACUAGGCCUUAGUUAAAUUAAGAUGUUUAAGCAUGUUUUAUAUAUGCCUUAGAAAAAGUAGUGGUCAAUGGCACUGCAUGGCUUAUUUUAAGAUCUGUCAGUGUAAGUUAUUUUCAGUUAAGACAGCUCAAACCUGUGUCUUAGGUUAAUGUUCCUGUGAGUUUGUUUCAUAUAUCUUUUCAAGAGUGAAUAUGCUGAUUGGAAUUUCAUGCAUUUUUUAUUGUAUUUCUUAUUUAUAAUCAUUUGAUUUAAAUUAAUGACUGCAAAUCAAUAAAUGGGCCAGAUUUAAAAUGAAUGUAACUUUGUAACUUCUUGAUUUUUGUCAGAAGGUUAAAGUUAUUAACACUGUAGAAAAAAUCUGUACAAUUUACAUGAACUAACUGGCAAAAAAGUUGCCAUAAUGUCCCGUGAAAAUGUUAGUUAAUUCUCCCAGAUCUCCUAAACACGAAAUAACAAACAAAUGUAACGUUUAGGGUCAGAUUUUAUAACGUGGCAAAUUAGCGCGGGAGCGUAAUAAAGCGCUGAUGGGAGUGACAAUAGAUGUGUUUGACAUUGGCUGCGGCUGGAUGUAACCGUUCGGCAAGAUUAGCUGCGUGCAGGCGGGAAAGAGCUGAAAACUAGACCUGUUUGAGUCGUGACUCACUCGGAUCUUUCACCCGGAUCUUUAAAUUAACUCAUGAGUCGCGAGUCUCUAGUAUCAUUAACCCGGAUCAGUUGAGUCCUACUACAAUUCAAUGCAAAACCAUAAACAGCCCCACCACACACACAAACCUCUUUUAACAUUAUUAAUGAGAGAAGAAAAUAUGAUCUUCCAUGUGUCAAAAUGAUGAUUUAUGGCCUUGAUUUACGACCUAACACCUUAUGAGUUGUUUGCUUCCUGUAAUAAAAUAUUAUGGUGGCAAUUAAUGUUUAUACCCCGGAAAUUACUCCGGAAAUUACUCAGGAAAUGAUGUUUGUCCAGGUGUCCUAUGGUCUCUGUUGUUUCACGCCUCCCCUCUCCUGUGUGAGUGAAUAAAUAAGGUCUGGUAGUUUGUAUUUUAAACAAGAAGACGGUGUGGUUCUAGCGUUGCAAUGAUUGCUCCAAAGACUCCUAAAAAGGCGAGACGGGUGUUCUGUACUUCUCCGGGAAGAGGUAUUGUGGAAAUGGAAGAAAGGAUUACUUUCGCUCCUAAGAAAAAACAGA
This is a messenger RNA of Misgurnus anguillicaudatus (oriental weatherfish), 3490 nucleotides long. The record is from RefSeq and is a predicted model, not a curated record. NCBI's taxonomy places the organism in Eukaryota, Metazoa, Chordata, Actinopteri, Cypriniformes, Cobitidae.